This is a messenger RNA of Notolabrus celidotus (New Zealand spotty), 2240 nucleotides long. RefSeq lists its product as uncharacterized. The transcript has 8 exons. NCBI's taxonomy places the organism in Eukaryota, Metazoa, Chordata, Actinopteri, Labriformes, Labridae. The record is from RefSeq and is a predicted model, not a curated record. Bases 263 to 1855 code for a protein of 530 amino acids.
AACUGACCAAUGAGGAGCAAACUUUCUUUGAAAAAGUUUUUCUAACGGUUUUGGUGGAGUUGGUGGUCAGAGGAGGAUUCAAGAAGAAAGCUGCUUAGAGUUACUACAUCUCAAAAAGUCCAGUUGUGGACUGAGGAGUAAGCGUGUCCUGCAGCGUCUACUGGAUUGUCGGCGAGGGUCUCGUUUGGAGCGGUUCUGUGGCUGUUGAACGGGUGGUCGGGACCUCGGCGCCUGGUAACUUCAAAGCGGUAAAUUAAGAGAUAUGGAGUCAGUGGAGGACGUCAUCAGGAAGGCCCUCCCCGCACUCCAGGAGCGGGAUUAUCACAAUCUACUCACACAUUUGGCUGGUAUUGGUGUGAAGACAGAAUGUGAUCUGAAGUUUGUUACCUUUGAAGACUUAAAAGAUACCGUCCCACUUAUUGCUGGCCGAAGACUCAUACACUUCCUCAAGAAUCGAGGCCGUGAAAACCUCACAUCUGACCAGCUAGGCAACUGUACGGCAGGCUCUUCAUCUUCAAGCACAUCACCCACAGCCCCUAUCCACAGCCGUGACUGGAUGUCAUCCUAUGAAGUCCCAUGGGAGAAAAUGACUCCAAAUUUAAGACAAUGUGUUGCACAAGGCCAGCAACCCAGAAAGCAGGACCAUUUGGCCAUGGUGAGAAUCAUUGUAGAUUCAAUCCGUGAAUUAUGCCUGAACCCUUCCAGAAACCAGUGUUCAGAAAUCGCAAGACGAAUCACUGACAAGUACCCAAAAAGCUUUGCAGAUUUAACAAUGGAAGGAGAGCUAAUUGGCUGUGGUUAUGGGUCCUUGUUGAACCAGAUCAAAACAAGGGUUGAGCAUGUAAAUCGUGACAACACACUGGUGAGAGUGAGAAGAGUAAAACGUCCAGUCAAUGACAGCGAGCCUGUAUCCAGCAAUGAGGCCCCAGCAUCAAAAUGUUCAAAAACAGACAGUUAUGGCUGCAUCAGUUGGCACCCACUCAACCUCCCUGCAGAUGAGACUCCAGAAUCAGUAGAGGAAAAAAGGAAGGCAAUGGUAAACUCCUUCUCUGAAGAGGGGCCUCGAGCAGCAGAACAUGGCCAGGUAGAAGAAUUUAUGAAGAUAACCUAUGCCACUCAAAGAUAUGCUAUCAAUAGCAAUCCCCCACCCAGUAUUGACGAAAUGAAAGAUCAGUGGCCAUUUCUGUUUUUAAAGAAGUUCAUGUGUGGUCACUUUUACACACUCACUGGGAUAGAAAUUGGUGGCAGACUCCUGGAUACCCUCUGCAGAAAGGGAAAGAAAGUCAUCCACUUUUUUGAGAGCCAGCUCCAAAGGUGGAAGAAGGAAGUCAGGAAAGUCCUGAAGGACAUCGACGAUGGUGAAGAAGACAUCAACCAUGGAGUUGCAUCGGUGCUCACCCUGAUGGCAUUCUUCAAGGAGAAUGAGGAUGCACUGUUCCUUCUGGCUGAUGUCACUGCAACUUCAGCAGAUGUAGAAGGCAGCCUUCCUAUACCCAGCACUCCAAGAUUGAUAGCGCGUGGGGAUUCUGUUUUCACCGCGACAUCCUGGAUGCUGACUAUGGAGGGACAAGUCCUUAUCCAGCCGCAAGAACUAACAGAUUUUCCCUCCGCACUAGCCGUCCUGUUCUGCUGUUACUACAUUUUCAAUGUGCAGUACCAGGAAGAGGCAGCCAGUACGCUUGAGUUUAUUCAGAGGUUUAUUCUUAGAUUAAACCCUGAUGGCUCCAAAUGCCAGGCUACGUCAAUGAUCAGCCGGACUUCUGGUAAGAGGGUAAACAGAAAGCUAUCCAGCCUGAAUCCACGUGUCAUGUCACUAAUCAAAGAGCUUGUGGAUUUUGAGUGGCAGAACUAUUAAAACCAUACAUGCAUACAUCAGGCCGAAUAAUAAUAAUCGAAUUUGAAAAAAUCUGAAUCGGCUGUGCUCCAGAGUUCAACAGAAACAUGUAUAUAUUUAGUCUGUUCUGUCAUCAAGCUGCUAUAACGUUGUGUUAGUGCUUUACCUUAUGUCCGUUCUGUAUUCUAUAUUGAGCUUCAUUUGUUCUAAGUCUUUUCCCAUCUGACUGACAUCAUAUUUAACUGACAGAGAUUUGAUAUUCGAUUUUAAUAUUUAAUAAAUGGUAGAAUUUUGAAAUUGAAUGUAAUAUCUGUGUUCUGAAAUCCAAGCAUAACUGUAUUUUCCCAGUGCAGGUAAUGUUAAUGGUUAUGGCUAUGACCUUGUAUAUUAGAUUUUCAUGUAUAUU